Gastrolobium bilobum is the source of this 2052-nucleotide messenger RNA. Its product is annotated as wall-associated receptor kinase-like 2. The transcript has 2 exons. Gene Ontology annotation, biological process: protein phosphorylation; cell surface receptor signaling pathway. The coding region runs from base 16 to 2052 and encodes 678 amino acids. Gene Ontology annotation, molecular function: ATP binding; protein serine/threonine kinase activity. The record is from RefSeq and is a predicted model, not a curated record. Lineage: Eukaryota; Viridiplantae; Streptophyta; Magnoliopsida; Fabales; Fabaceae. Gene Ontology annotation, cellular component: plasma membrane.
UGCAAAGACAGGUUCAUGGAACUUCACUACAUUUACAUUCUCUCCUCAAUCCUGCUCUUAUGUCUGUUUCCUCAAUCACUCAACUGCCAACAAGUAUACCUCAACAGCACUGUCUAUGACUGCUCUGCAAACCCUUCUUCACCAAAAGGAUACCUCUGCAAUGGCCUUCAAAAGUCAUGCACUUCCUUCUUAGUUUUCAGGUCAAAACCUCCUUACGAUAACCCUGUAAACAUUGCCUACCUUCUUGGCUCUGAAGCAUCUACCAUAGGCUCAAUCAACAAAAUCUCAAUAAAUGACAAGAUUCCUUCAAAUAAAUCAAUCAUUGUCCCCGUCUCUUGUUCAUGUCCUGGAAAUAUCUACCAGCAUAACACACCUUACACUGUCAACAAGGAUGACUACUACUUCAAGUUGGUAAAUGAAACUUACCAAGGCCUCACCACCUGCCAGGGAUUGAUGGGUCAGAAUUACUAUCCUUCUCUCAAUAUUACAAUUGGUUCUCAGCUCACAGUUCCGAUGCUAUGUGCUUGUCCCACGGCAAACCAGACAGCAAGAGGGGUCACGUCCUUGCUGGUUUACAUGGUGAAUAAGGGUGACACCAUUAAGUCCAUAGGAGAGGCUUAUGGUGUUGAUGAACAAAGUAUGCUAGAGGCCAAUGAGUUGCCAGUGCCAUCAAGUGCAGAGAGCAUCGUGAACAUCUUUGACAAGACGCCUAUCUUAGUUCCUCUCAGAGGCAAGAGUUGCAAAGAGGACCCAGAAAGUUUCUAUUGUACAUGUUCCCAGGGACUGCUUGCAGAUGGAAGCUCCAUGGGGCAAUAUUGUAAUGAAUCUGAUGGUAAAAAAUUUCCUGCCAAAUUAGUUGCUUCAUUAGGUGUUGGCAUUGGUGCAGGCUUUCUGUGUUUGUUUCUUUUGGGUUACAGGUUAUAUCGAUGUAUACAGAUAAAAGGACAAAGAAUUCGUAAGGAAAAGUUGUUCAGGAAAAAUGGUGGCUACUUGUUACAAGAGAAGUUUUCAUCUUAUGGAAAUGGAGAAAAGGCAAAGCUUUUUACAGCAGAGGAACUGAAAAGAGCAACAGAUAACUACAAUCGGAGUAGGUUUCUUGGUCAGGGUGGCUAUGGCAUGGUGUAUAAAGGAAUGUUACCAGAUGGAACCAUAGUUGCAGUUAAAAAGUCAAAAGAGAUUGAAAGGAACCAGAUAGAGACUUUUGUGAAUGAAGUGGUCAUUUUAUCCCAGAUCAAUCACAGGAACAUUGUCAAACUCUUUGGUUGUUGUCUUGAGUCAGAAGCUCCAUUACUAGUCUAUGAAUUUAUUCCCUAUGGAAACCUUUCCCACCAUAUCCAUAGGAAAGACAAUGAGGCAUCCCUUCCUUGGGACAGUCGCCUUAGAAUUGCAUGUGAGGUUGCUGGUGCAUUGGCAUAUAUGCAUUUUGCAGCUUCUCUUCCCAUCUUCCAUAGAGACAUCAAACCAACCAACAUACUCCUGGACAGUAAUUACAGUGCCAAAGUGUCUGAUUUUGGGACAUCAAGAUCAGUUCCACAAGAUAAGACUCACUUAACCACAGCUGUAGGAGGAACUUUUGGGUACAUAGACCCUGAAUAUUUCCAGUCCAGCCAAUUUACAGAUAAAAGUGAUGUAUAUAGUUUUGGGGUUGUGCUUGUAGAGCUCAUAACCGGGAGAAAGCCCAUUUCGUUCUCAGAUGAAGAUGAGGGUCAGCAUCUGGUUGCAGAGUUCAUUUCUUUGAUGAAGAAGGAGAACCAACUUUCUGAGAUUUUAGAUGCUAGAGUGCUUAAGGAAGCUAGGAAAGAUGAUAUUCUUGCCAUUGCAAAUCUUGCAAUGAGAUGCUUGAGACUUAAUGGGAAGAAAAGACCAACAAUGAAAGAGGUUUCAGCAGAAUUAGAAGCUUUGAGAAAGAUACAAAGUUCCUUACAGAUUAACCAUGAUCAUGAGUCAACAAAUGAUGGACCAUUGCUUAAGCACGCUACUAGUGACACAGUCCAAGAAUCUAGAGAGGAAAGCAUUUCACUCUUCUUGGAACCAGAGUCCACAUCCUUCUAA